AUGUUUCAUUUGUGGAUUGAAUUAAAAUUGAAAUAUUACUUAGCUGCAAGAACUGAUCGAUGCGUGUCAGCAGCUAGACAGAUGUGCUCAAUGCGGCUUUCACCAGAUAAUCAUGAAGAUUUUUUAAAGACAGCUGUUUCUGCACUUAACUCUCAUUUAUCGGAAGAAAUUCGAGUUUUAGGUCUUAGACGUGCAAUUCGUUCUUUUAAAGCCCAUAAAGACUGUGAUAAACGAACUUAUUCCUAUACAUUACCAACGUAUGCAUUUGCCAAAACAAAUGAGCUUACAACCAAUGACUUUCGUAUAAACGAAGCGUCUAUUGCAGAAUUGAAUGAUUUACUUUCAUUAUACAAAGGAACACACAAUUUUUUCAACUAUACCUCUGGAAGAACUUACGAAGAUCGAAGCAGCAUGCGAUAUAUUCAUGAUUUCAAAUGUGGUCCUACACAACUUGUUGAAGACAUUGUACGAGGGGAUAUGGUUGAAUUUAUUACACUGUAUAUUACUGGCCAAAGCUUCAUGCUGCACCAGAUUCGGAAAAUGAUUGGUAUAAUUUUUUUAUCGUUCACGAUGGAUGUACCAAAAGCACCUGGCUUGGGAUUAAUAUUGGAAAAGGUACAUUAUGAGAGAUAUGACAAGUGGUAUGAAAAAACGCAUGAAAAGUUAAAUAAUUGGAGUGACGAAGUUGAAAAUGAGAUUGGUAAAUUUCGAGAGCGUUAUAUUAUUGCAGAAAUUUGUAGACAGGAACUUGCCACUCAUUCGAUGUUUUUAUGGUUAACUACUUUAAUAAAGCAUGAUAUAUUAAUACCUGGAAUAACAAGGUCUUCAAAAGAACGAUUGCCGUUGGGGUUGGCUUCAGAUCUGGCUUAUGUUAGUUUUUAUUCUUUUGUUUUAUGA
Messenger RNA from Thelazia callipaeda (thelaziosis nematode), 897 nucleotides. The record is from the annotation of a GenBank genome assembly. Lineage: Eukaryota; Metazoa; Nematoda; Chromadorea; Rhabditida; Thelaziidae.